Messenger RNA from Daucus carota subsp. sativus, 1724 nucleotides. RefSeq names its product tryptophan aminotransferase-related protein 4. The record is from RefSeq and is a predicted model, not a curated record. Gene Ontology annotation, biological process: amino acid metabolic process. Gene Ontology annotation, molecular function: carbon-sulfur lyase activity; transaminase activity. Lineage: Eukaryota; Viridiplantae; Streptophyta; Magnoliopsida; Apiales; Apiaceae. The transcript has 5 exons. Bases 18 to 1541 code for a protein of 507 amino acids.
ACAUAAUAUUAACCAACAUGAAUACAACAGAGAGCUUCACGAUGAGCACACUAAAACUGGGCUUAGUAUAUUGCUCAUUGAUAUUUAAUGUACUAUUUGUGUACAAGUAUUUGCAUGGCAGUCAUGAUUUAGUUGAUCAGAAAUGGAGCAAAUCUGCAGCAGGGGAAGCUGAAGCAGUGGCCGCGGUAUCGUGUUCAGGGCACGGAAGAGCUUACGUGGAUGGGAUUAUAUCUGGUGAUGGAAAGCCUGUCUGUGAGUGCAACGCAUGCUUUACAGGCCUUGACUGUUCUCAAUCUGUCCCGGGAUGUAUACUCGACGCUGAUAGUGGGAAUCCCAUUUACUUGGAGCCUUAUUGGAUGCAACACGCGGCUAGCACCGCCAUAGUUUUGUCUGGUUGGCACCGGAUGGGGUACGAAUACGAUGAUGGUUCUCUCAUUUCUAAAGAGCUUCAUUCUGAAAUCUUCAAACUACAUGAUAUUGUGAAGAACGUCAACACAACGGGUAGAUAUCUUAUUUUUGGCGCUGGAUCAACUCAACUUUUGGGUGCAGCAGUUCACAGCCUGUCACUCGAAUCAUCGCAACCUGCCAAGGUUGUUGCUUCGGUCCCAUAUUAUCCGGUCUACAAGUCGCAAACGGAGCUGCUUGAUUCUACCAUGUAUAAGUUUAUGGGUGACACAUCAUUGCAAAACAAAUCAGAUUCAUCAACUAACUUCAUAGAAUUUGUAACGUCCCCGAAUAAUCCAGACGGUCAGUUAAAGAAGGCUGUUCUUGAAGGCUCAAACAAAAUUCAUGAUCUUGCGUACUACUGGCCUCACUAUUCACCAAUUGUGGCUCCUGUUGACGAGGACAUCGCUAUAUUCACACUAUCCAAGCUCACUGGUCAUGCUGGUAGCCGAUUUGGAUGGGCUUUGAUCAAGGACAAAGCUGUAUAUGAAAGAAUGGUGAAAUACAUGGACCUAAACACUUAUGGCGUUGCCAGAGAAACUCAGCUGCGAGCACUUAAACUCUUACAACAUGUUGUUCAAGGAAGGGGCAAUGACCUAUUUGAAUUCGGAUAUGGAACAAUGAAACGUAGAUGGGAACUGUUAAGCAAAACUUUGGAAGCUUCCCAACGGUUUUCUGUACAACAUCUCUCAUCUCAAUACUGCACAUUCUUGGACUCAUACCGUACUCCUUCUCCAGCUUUUGCGUGGAUAAAGUGUGAACAAGAGGAUGAUGAGGAGUGCUCGAAAGUGGUGCUGGGCGAAGCAAAAGUGAUUGGCCGGGCAGGCAGUUUAUUUGGAGCUGGGAAUGGUUACGUAAGAAUCAGCCUCACCGACAGCCAGGACCAUUUUAACAAUUUGCUUAACCGAAUGAAGAAGUUGGUUUCGCAGGAGAGAACACAAUCAGGAACUCGGCUUCAUUUUGAUACAACUGCAAAUAAGACAUGGGACGUGGAGUAUCAAAAUAUGGGAGUGGAUCAAGAGAUGCAGGGUAGUUUAGAUGGAAAAACAAGUGUUGCAGUACAUCUCCAAGCAGCAAUUACUUUUGCUGCCACAUGACUUAACAGCUUUGAACCUAGCUAGCUCACGAGAUCAGUCAGCUCAACUCAAAGUAGUUUUUAGUUAGAAUGCAGCAUGCAGAAUCACUUGCCUAAGGAUUCAAUUAUUGCUAUAUACAAGAUAUAGAUAUACUUGUACAGAAGAUUAGUUUCAUGCAUAUAGAGAUUAUAGAAGCUCACAUUG